AUGGCGGUUCCCAGGCAGCGGAUAUUGGAUCUCAUGAAGGUCCAAUGCAAAGUCUUCAGCACCACAUACAACCCCCAACGGCUCCGUCUCGGAUCGCGCAUCCUCCACCAGCGCCUCAAGGGUCCUUCAGUCGCAUCGUACUACCCGCCGCGGAUAGGAACAAUCAGCCAAUUGCGAAGUCUGUAUCCUGAGAAUGAGAUCAUAGACGAAGACGAGGAGGACUGGAUCGAGCACCUCGGUGUUGCGCGGUCACGAGGCAAGGGCACGCCCAAGAAGAAGCGGACUGCUGCUGAAUCGAAGAAGUUCAACAAGCGCAGGUAAAUGCGCGUCAGCAGAGGUGUACUAUAAACGAAGCAUUGGAUGGCGUUACACUCGGUCUGGCUCAGAUCUGUACAUAUAUCAAAUGGUAUAUCCCGGUCACUUC
Messenger RNA from Parastagonospora nodorum SN15, 424 nucleotides. RefSeq lists its product as hypothetical. The record is from RefSeq and is a predicted model, not a curated record. The coding region runs from base 1 to 321 and encodes 106 amino acids. Gene Ontology annotation, cellular component: mitochondrion. The transcript is spliced from 3 exons. Lineage: Eukaryota; Fungi; Ascomycota; Dothideomycetes; Pleosporales; Phaeosphaeriaceae.